AUGGCAGAUCCCUUGCUGGUCGACAAAAGGGCAACCUUUGCGACUUUUGCGCACAUUCUCGAUGCUCGGAUUCUGCGCUCGCUCGCCGACAUGGGCUUUGCAAGACCCACCCUCGUCCAAGCGAAAGCCAUCCCACUUGCUCUCGAAAGCCGCGACAUCCUUGCCCGAGCUCGGACAGGAAGCGGCAAAACUGCCGCAUACUGUAUUCCCGUUCUGCAAAAAAUUCUCAGCGCGAAAAGUGCACCGGAUGCGAAGAACACGACGAGGGCGCUAAUCUUGGUACCGACGCGAGAGUUGGCAGAGCAGGUGGCGACUUGUUUCAAACAUCUACUUGCGUACUGCGAGGAUGAGAUAACCGUCUCGAAUGUGACUUCAGGAACGACCACUCAUUUACAAAGAACUCUACUAUCUGACAAGCCCGAUAUUGUCAUAGCUACACCUUCGAGAGCCCUAGUUCUUAUGCAAUCCAAGGCUCUCUCCGUAUCAUUCCUUGAAUCACUGGUCAUCGAUGAAGCCGACCUCAUUCUCUCCUACGGCCAUAACGAAGAUGUCAAGCAAAUCUUCAGCGGCGCGUUUCUCCCGAAAGUCUACCAGUCAUUCCUCAUGAGCGCUACGAUGACCGAGGACGUGGAACUACUUAAGGGGCUCACACUGCGCAAUCCGGCCAUACUGAAACUAGAGGAGGACGAAGACGAGGCCGCAAAUUUGACGCAAUACUCCGUUAGCUGCACCGAAAUCGACAAAUUUCUCCUCACCUACGUUAUACUCAAGUUGAAGCUCAUCAAAGGCAAAUGCAUCAUCUUCGUCAACGAUGUCGACCGGUCAUAUCGCCUUAAGUUGUUCCUGGAACAGUUUUCAAUCAAGAGCUGUGUCCUGAACUCGGAGCUCCCCUUAAACUCGCGGUACCAUGCUGUCCAAGAGUUCAAUAAGGGUGUCUAUGAGUACAUCAUAGCGACGGAUGAAAGUGGUGGAGGGGAAAUGGAUGACGAUGAGGAAGCUGAAGUGGAUUCAGAGUCGGAUGAAGGGUCUCAGGACGGUUCAGAGGAAGAGCUUGUUUCAUCCCAGCGCGACCCUGAGAAGCCUGCAUCUCAAUCAUCAAAAAAACGGAAACGUGCUACAUCGCCUACUCCAGCGGCAGCUCCGGCUAGCAAGAAGCGCAAAGGAAAAUCAAAAUCAAAGCGCGAUGCGGAAUACGGUGUCACUCGGGGGGUCGACUUCAUCGAUGUUGCUUGCGUGCUCAACUUUGAUCUUCCUCGGUCAGCUCGAGCAUACACUCAUCGUGUUGGUCGCACGGCUCGUGCUGGUCGCACAGGAAUGGCAUUGUCGUUUAUAUCAACUGGGACGGGGGACGAUAAGCACAAAAUGAAGGGAGAGCCUGUGGUCAAGCCCGAAGCCGAGCAACGAGUCUUUUCGAGGAUCGAGAAGGAACAAGGAGCAAGAGGAAGUAAAGUGCAAGAAUACCGCUUCGACAUGAAACAGGUGGAAGCAUUCAGAUAUCGAAUGGAGGACGCUUUACGAAGCGUGACUAGAGCGGCAGUACGGGAAGCCCGAGUAGCCCAACUCAAAGCGGAGAUAUUGGCGUCCGACAAGCUCAAAGCGCAUUUUGAAGACAAUCCUCUGGACCUGGAAUUCUUAAAACACGACAAACCGCUGCAUCCGACUCGAGUUCAGCCACACAUGAAGCAUGUUCCCAAGUAUCUCUUACCCCGAAUCGCAUCAGUCAAUGGUGGCGACGAGACAGAACGUUCAGAGAAAGUGGGUGGGAAGAAUGGAUUUGUGCCAUUUAGAAAGGAUGGGAUGAGUCGUGGACGUGGUAGAGGCAGGGGUAGGGGCGGGGCAGCGGCAGGAAGAGGGCGAGGUGGAAAGAAAAAGUCAGACCCAUUGAAGAAAUUCAGAUAG
Messenger RNA from Mycena indigotica, 1899 nucleotides. RefSeq names its product ATP-dependent RNA helicase dbp9. The transcript is spliced from 6 exons. The coding region runs from base 1 to 1899 and encodes 632 amino acids. Gene Ontology annotation, cellular component: nucleolus. NCBI's taxonomy places the organism in Eukaryota, Fungi, Basidiomycota, Agaricomycetes, Agaricales, Mycenaceae. The record is from RefSeq and is a predicted model, not a curated record. Gene Ontology annotation, molecular function: ATP binding; nucleic acid binding.